This is a messenger RNA of Colletotrichum lupini, 147 nucleotides long. RefSeq lists its product as uncharacterized. The transcript has a single exon. The annotation marks the transcript as partial. The record is from RefSeq and is a predicted model, not a curated record. NCBI's taxonomy places the organism in Eukaryota, Fungi, Ascomycota, Sordariomycetes, Glomerellales, Glomerellaceae.
GUUCAUCACAUUCGGCCACCGCUGCCUGUAACAACCAAAUCACGCAUCGAUCUACAAACUGUCAUUCCACGGGUGUUACUCUUUGUCCAAAAUUGUACUCUGAGAUGCGGUGAUUCAUCCAUCGAAAUUGAAAUACUCGUCGACUGA